Molecule: messenger RNA, 2518 nt
Organism: Solea senegalensis (Senegalese sole)
Lineage: Eukaryota; Metazoa; Chordata; Actinopteri; Pleuronectiformes; Soleidae
Gene: hsdl2
Product: hydroxysteroid dehydrogenase like 2
Exons: 11
Coding region: 104-1360 (418 amino acids)
Cellular component (GO): mitochondrion
Source: RefSeq, a predicted model, not a curated record
GUUAUUAGAAGAAGAUCUUUCAGUGGGUGAAAGGUGAAGAAGACGAGGCUGUUAUAAGUCCAGGACACGGUCACCGAGCAGAACUUUGGAAGCUUGAGAGAAUAUGUUGCAGAACACAGGGAAGUUAGCUGGCCUCACGCUCUUCAUCACUGGAGCGAGUCGAGGCAUCGGUAAGGCCAUCGCGCUAAAAGCUGCCCGAGAUGGAGCCAACAUCGUUAUUGCCGCCAAGACCGCCGAGCCCCACCCGAAACUACCAGGAACCAUCUACACGGCCGCUCAGGAGGUGGAGGCAGCGGGGGGGAAAGCGUUGCCCUGUGUGGUCGACAUCCGUAAUGAGCAGCAACUGGAAGAAGCUGUUCAGAAAGCUGUGGAAAAGUUCGGAGGUAUUGACAUCCUGGUGAAUAACGCAAGUGCCAUCAGUCUGACGGGGACGUUAGAGACGCCAAUGAAGAAGGUGGAUCUCAUGCUGGGAAUCAACCUGAGGGGGACGUACUUGACGUCUAAGAUGGUCAUCCCUCACCUGCUGAAGAGUCAGUGUCCUCACAUCCUCAACCUGUCACCGCCACUCAACCUCAACCCCGUCUGGUUCAAGAACCACACUGCAUACACAAUGGCUAAGUAUGGCAUGUCCAUGUGUGUCCUGGGAAUGGCCGAAGAGUUCAGAGGGCAAAUUGCCGUCAAUGCCUUGUGGCCGAAAACUGCGAUCCAGACAGCAGCUAUGGACAUGUUGGGCGGCGAUGGCAUCAGUAAGCAGUGUCGUACAUCCGACAUCAUGGCCGACGCUGCUUACAUCGUCCUCUCCCAACCCAAGGACUACACAGGACGCUUCCUGGUGGACGAGGACGUCCUGAAGGAGCAGGGAGUCCAAGACUUUGAUCAUUAUGCUGUCCAACCAGGUCACCCCCUGCUGCCGGACUUCUUCCUGGAUGAAGCACCAGAGUCUCUAGCCCAGCAGAUGGAACAACAUGGUGCAACGCCAGCAUUCAAACCACCAUCGUCAUCGGCCACGCCCCCCUCUGGUGGACCAAUACAAAGUACAUUUAAUGCCAUCAGAGGAGUCGUCAAUGAAGAUGUGGUCAAGUCCACGCAGGGCAUUUAUCAGUUUGACCUGUCAGGAGAACACGAGGGCGUUUGGUUUCUGGACUUGAAGAAUGGCUCUGGCAGUGCGGGUGAGGGGCAGCCACCAGUCAAAGCCGAUGUUGUCAUGACGAUGGACUCCAGCGACUUCAGCAAGAUGUUUGCCGGUAAACUGAAGCCCACGUUGGCGUUCAUGUCCGGAAAACUCCGGAUCAAAGGUGACAUGGGGCUCGCCAUGAAACUGGAAAAACUCAUGGGCCGCAUGAACAAGGCUCGGCUGUGAGACGGAGGCCUAUGUCCACGCCUAUGUCCCCUCAGGCCCCGCCCCUCAGUGUUUGUCGCUGUUCUCAGGGGUCUCAAACUCAUGGCUCACGGACCACAUGCAGCCCCCCGAUAAUAGCAAGUUAUAAUGAAAACCUGAAAUAAUGUGCGUUGCUUAUACAGAGACAAAGUCAGACACAGUCUUUGACCCGUUGGAGCUGUUACACCUGACAAAACUUCACCUCCUACCUCUAUAGCUCUUAUUUUUGAAUGUGGAAGUAACUAAGUAACUAACUGAAAUCUGUAAAAGGACUGGGUUUGUUUUCCUGACAACACACACAAUGUCAUGUCAGUUCCACAUCAGUGUAAUAUCAUAGGCCUCAUAUAACUUAUGAGGAUAUUUUUAAUUUUGUUGUGGACAGUUGAAUUAUUGAAUGAAAUAAUGAAGGAAUAAAAGUCAGCAACCUGGAUUUAAUUACACCACACGAACAACACAUAUUUACCUGUGGCUGCUGGAGUCAGACUGGAUGUUUGACUGCCGUUUCAAAGCAUAGGCGUGUCUGGUACUGAACGAUCUCCUGAAGGUUUAUGAACCUUGCAUCCAUCCAUAUUCUGACUAGUGUUUUGUUGCCACAGCGAUCCAGACAGCAGCUAUGGACAUGUUGGGCCGCGAUGGCAUCAGUAAGCAGUGUCGUACAUCCGACAUCAUGGCCGACGCUGCUUACAUCGUUUACUAGAAGCGAUAUGAUCAAAGUCGUCGUCACAUCCGCUGUCAGUAAAGCAACGGAACUGCUGACAGGAAAUGCCAAACCGUUAUGUUGUGUUCUGCCAAAAAUAAGGAUUAUAACUCAGCUAAAGGUGCAGUUUGGGGUAAAUGAAAUAAAAAUCUAAACCCAUGAUACACGUAAUCAUGAAGAGAUAGACUAUAAUAACAGUUGUUCCAAAAUGUUUGAUUUAUUUUCACAUGACUGGCCCCUCCUUCCUGACCAGACUGUCCAGGCCCACAGGUCACAUGAGUUUGAGACCCUUGCUGUACAUGUUGCCUUAACAACUGUAAAUUUAAUAAAUAUAAGCUGCUGAAGAUAACCGUGUUAUAACUCAUGACACCACAACGGCCGUGAUGUUGUUUAGUUGUUUUUUUUAAUGACAUCUAUUAAUAAAACACGUGAUGACACAGUGA